This is a messenger RNA of Culicoides brevitarsis, 1161 nucleotides long. Its product is annotated as tubulin glycylase 3A-like. Bases 1 to 1161 code for a protein of 386 amino acids. Gene Ontology annotation, cellular component: microtubule cytoskeleton; axoneme. The record is from RefSeq and is a predicted model, not a curated record. Gene Ontology annotation, molecular function: ATP binding; protein-glycine ligase activity, initiating. Gene Ontology annotation, biological process: cilium movement; cilium assembly; protein polyglycylation. The transcript has 2 exons. NCBI's taxonomy places the organism in Eukaryota, Metazoa, Arthropoda, Insecta, Diptera, Ceratopogonidae.
AUGUCUGUGACAGCAAUCAGCGACUGUUGCACCGAAACAAAAGAAAUUCACGAAAAAUAUCUCUCGUUAAUGGAAAAAAUCCAAUCUGCGAAGCGAGAAUUAAAAGUUUACCGUUUCGUCGGAUGCCAAUUCAAGAAAAUCAAGAGCGAAUUACGUCAACGAGGCUUCAUCGAGAAAAGAAAAUUCCGUUUGGGAAGCAUUUACUACCAAAUGCCGCUUUCUUUGUUGCUGACGCAGUACGAGGAGAACUCAAAAAUGGAACAAGCUUUGAUGUCGCGUCUCUUGGGCGACUAUACGUUGGGUCUCGUGUGGAUUUGGAACACCCGGUUGUACGACAAGUUCUCCGAAGUGCCUCUUUUGAACAAAAUCAAGCUCGUUGGCAACAAUUUCGGGGUGAAAAACGGUUUGUGCAAGUGCGUCAAUAAAAUAAAUUGGAAUUUUGACGACAAAACUGCUUCAAUUAAUUAUCCGCGGAGCUACAAUGUCAUCCAAAACGAAGAAAUUGACGAUUUUUUGAUGGAUUACAAGUUAACCUUGGCUUGCAGCAUCGUUAUUUUCCUCCAAACUCGCACAAAUAUCCGAAAUUGGUUCAGCAAGACGAAGGGAACCGUUUAUUACGGGAAUGUAGAGCUCGCCACGAAGAUUGUGAACUUUUUCGCGCUGAAAGCAGAAGGAUUAGCAACAAAUUAUGACGAUUUCGAGCUUACCGAGAAGGGAUUGUUCAAGCUCGAACGUCUCCAUAACAAUUUAGUGGCAAAUAGACAACAAAUUCUGGCAGGUUCGGUUCGCGCCAAAGACCUCAUCGAAAAAAUUCACUUCGCUUACGCCGAAAUUAAGCGUUUUUGGCCUUCUCGCAUCACGAUCGACGGAUUUCACAACAUCUGGUUGCUCAAACCUUCCUUUUGUGGGCAAGGAUGGGGCAUAAUUUUGUCCAAUAGCAUCGAUCGCAUCACAAAACAGAUCGAAAAACGCAAUAAUCGGUACAUUGUGCAGAAAUAUAUCGAACGCCCGUUGCUAAUUUGUCACACAAAGUUCGAUUUGCGCACAUAUUUCAUGAUUUCCAUGGAUGAAAACGGUGCACGUCACAAACACUUCGAUCAAUCGGAAGUUGAAAAAAGAGGCGGAAAACUUCCUGCCCGACAAUCAUAUGUGGAGUAUUGA